AUGAGUCCUCUAAAGAUACAUGGCUUUGUUCGCAUUUGGAGCAAGACUGGGCUAACUAAAGAGGGAGAAGCUCUUGUGGAAACAGUGGAAGCAGAGAAGGAAAUCAGCCUGGCAGUCAUCUCCAACUCUGAAGGAUUUAUCCGGGUUCUUCAGCUCAGCAACAGUAUUACAAGUGUGGGUCUUACACAUCCUGGAGACAGACAAAGCUGUCUGCAUGUAGCUCUGCAAAACAACAGCUGGUUGUUCACUGACCAAUUGUCCUACGGGGAUGCUGAACAGUCGAAGGCCUUCCUGGACGCAGUCUGUCAAAGCAAACCCCAGCCACCCAGGAAACACAAUCGUGAUUGGGGUGUUUUUGGUGGGAGGAACACACAGAAGGAAACGGACAAAACUCCAUCUCACCAAGUCCGUGACAAGCCCCGUGAUGGACCCUUUAAUGCAGAAAAAGCAAAUGAAACUCUCUCCCCUCUGAAGAUGACUUUGUUCAAGUCAGCAACACUUGCCAGAACAGGACUCUUAGAAAAUCAAGGAGCAAAGAGGGAAAAAAUGCUAUCACCUGCUCGAGAGAUGAAUGAAGCGUCCCUGAAAAAAAGUAACGCUGAACCUAACAAGAAAUUGAAGACAGAUUCCUUUGAGUAUACAGAAAGUAACAAGGAUGAACCGUCGCAUUCAGAAGGUCAAGAAAAACUUAGAAAUUCAACAUGUGGCUCUACAUGCAAGACCAUCUCUACUGAAAAUGCCAAUCUAGCUCAGACUGUUCUUUCAAUCCAGGCUCUCUCUUGCAAAACAGGUUUGGAGUUUCCAUCAGAACAAAUAUAUAGCCAUGACGACCUAAGAUGGGACGACCUUGACACUCACCCAGAACAAUUCUGGCAAGGGUUCCCCAACCUGGGGAACACACCUUACAUGAAUGCAAUUUUACAGUCACUGUUUGUGAUUCCCUCAUUUGCUGACGAUUUACUCAUGAGGGGCAUAUCGUGGAAGAAAAUUCCCUUUGAUGCUUUUAUUAGGUGCCUGACCCAGCUACUUGCUUUAAAAGAUAUUUGUAACCUGGAGGGCAAGAAAGAGCUACUUGUCUAUAUUAAAAUUGCUAUUUCAGCUGUUACAGAGACCUUCCCUGGCGACAUGCAGAACGAUGCUUACGAGUUUUUAGGGUACUGUUUAGAGCAGCUGAAAAAAGACAUGGAAAAAUUAAACAUUGCUUUGAAGACUGAGAGGGAAAGGGAUGGAAAUUCAUCUUCGCAGAUGCAUACGGAUAACGCUGCCUGCCAGACGUUUGUUUGUCCCGUUGUGGCUAACUCUGAGUUUGAAUUGCAGCACUCCAUUAUCUGUAAAGCCUGUGGACAGGUCAUUCUCAAGACGGAGCCAAGUCGUUAUCUUUCUAUCAACCCUCCCCAAGAAACAAAACUACAACCGUCCUCUAUUCAGAAUUCUUUUGAUCUUUUCUUUAGGGCAGAAGACCUCGAGUACAACUGUAACGAAUGCACCCACGAGACACCUGUUGCAAUGCACAAAUUCAGUAAGCUUCCCAGACUGCUCAUCAUCCAUCUGAAACACUAUAGCUUUAACGAUGCUUGGUUGCUGGUGAAGGAUAACCAACCGGUUGCUAUUCCUAAAUUUUUAAGCUCAUCUUCUCAUUGCAGUGACAGCACAAAGUUACCUUUUCCUACUGCCAGUCCCAGGGACUCCAAAAUGCUAGAAGUCUCUCCAGAGAUGGUUUCUGAGAUCCUCGCCCCAUCGUCACCUUCAGAGAAGUUGAUCUCAGAAUCCAGCGAUUCCUUGGCAAAGAAUGCUGAACCACUAACAUUCCAGAAGAUCGUUGAAGGGUCAAACCAAGAACAGCAGCAGAGAGACCUGGAAAACAGUCCUAAACAGAAUAUAACAGCUUCAGAAAAGGCAGAAAAGGAGCUGCCAGCAGCUGACUCAGGGAUGGAUCAAGAACACACAUGUCUCAUGAUCUGUGAAGAUGCAAGUGAACUGACCAGCAGCCCAUCAAGUCUUGGAGAGGCUCAGCUCCAAGAGGUGCCUGAAGAUAUGGACCUUAAGAAAUCUGACUGCCCCAACGCAUUUUUAGAGCUAGAAGUGGGCAGUGUCAUGGAGUCCACUGAAGAGUUUUAUAAGGCUCAUGAAAACAGGAUUCCAGAAAGAUCUCAAGGCAUGGCUGAACAACUGCAGCAGCAAGACUGGAAAAGAAUGGUCGAGGAAUUCUCCCGACAGGAAUCACCUCCAGGCGUUAGGGAGCUGGGUGCCCAGGAAUACACAGAAAAGGACUUCCAGGAUCGUCAGAAAGAUGAUAACAGGGACUCCCUCACUGCUUUGGGUGCUGGCACGAACCCUGGAAUUUUAGACAGGGAGGACACAGAAACUGAAGCCCGGGUGAAAGGAAACACCGAGCGGCUCAUCCGUGUCAUCAGCCAUCUCAGGAGCCCCCCAGAUUCAGGCCAGCACAUCAGCGAUGUUUACUAUUUUCAGAAGCAGGCCUGGUUCACAUACCACGACCUAGUAGUAUCAGAAAUCCAAGAGUCUGUGAUGCAGGAGGCUAGGCCUCACACUGGGUAUAUCUUCUUUUAUAUGCACGAUGAGAUCUUUCAGGCGCUGUUGAGAAAGUGGCAGCAGUAG
Messenger RNA from Cervus elaphus (red deer), 2619 nucleotides. RefSeq names its product ubiquitin specific peptidase 29 (gene USP29). Lineage: Eukaryota; Metazoa; Chordata; Mammalia; Artiodactyla; Cervidae. Gene Ontology annotation, biological process: G1/S transition of mitotic cell cycle; protein deubiquitination. The record is from RefSeq and is a predicted model, not a curated record. Gene Ontology annotation, molecular function: cysteine-type endopeptidase activity; cysteine-type deubiquitinase activity. Gene Ontology annotation, cellular component: nucleus; cytosol.